Molecule: messenger RNA, 2777 nt
Organism: Hippocampus comes (tiger tail seahorse)
Lineage: Eukaryota; Metazoa; Chordata; Actinopteri; Syngnathiformes; Syngnathidae
Gene: zbtb3
Product: zinc finger and BTB domain containing 3
Exons: 4
Coding region: 172-1923 (583 amino acids)
Biological process (GO): regulation of transcription by RNA polymerase II
Cellular component (GO): nucleus
Molecular function (GO): protein binding; RNA polymerase II cis-regulatory region sequence-specific DNA binding; DNA-binding transcription factor activity, RNA polymerase II-specific
Source: RefSeq, a predicted model, not a curated record
ACACUAAACCUGCUUUUCCGGUUUGUGUGGCUCUGAAUGGAUGUGUUAGUUGCCUGAGAUUUACGGUUUGUGGUGGAAGACGACCACUACGCCUGGAUUUGGGCAACUGGGGAAGACGGUGGCUGAAGGAUAUUAACGAUUAGUUCAAGAGGUUGCGGGAAUUGUCAGGUUAUGGAGUUUCCUCAGCAUUCCCAGCAGCUGCUGUCAGCUCUGCGCUCCCAGCGUCAGCGCGGCUUCCUUUGCGACUGCACCGUCCUGGUGGGCUCAUCCCGUUUCCUGGCUCAUCGAGCUGUUCUGGCCUCCUGCUCGCCUUUUUUCCACAUGUUUUACUCGGAUUCACUCCGCAGCGCUGGCGCAAGUGCUUCCAGCAGCUCUGUUACACUUGACAGCGAUAUUGUCACGGCGGCCGCAUUCAGCCUGCUCCUUGACUUUGUUUAUGAAGGGGUGCUGCAGCUGGAGAAGUCGCCACCACUGGAGGACGUAUUGGCAGCGGCGAGCUUCCUUCACAUGAACGAGGUGGUGAGGGUGUGUAAAAGAAGGCUGCAGAGCCGAGGGCCCUUGGCUGAGGCGGAUAGCACUCGCUCUGAGGAGAACACUGGGGCCAGGAAAGUAACAGAGACAAGGAGGCAGGAUUGUGGGGAUGCUGGCCCUGAGCCUGUGGUAACCAUGGCAGCAGAUCACUUGAUUCCCAUUGCCAUGACAACAACCGUCACGCCAGUUCCCCUCAUGGCAGGACAGCGUAUGUCGGAGUCUGUCAAGUCUGAGUACAGGAUUGAUGUGGGCUCACCAGAGGUACGAGCUCAGACUCCCCUGAGUCCUGAUCUCGCUGACACCACGCAGCCUGGCAUGGGUGGCCCUCAUCUGCUACCCUGUGGAGAACUGGCGCAGGGACCCGCUCUGGGUCAUUCUAUGCAGGAGUCGGGAGGCCCCAACAGGUUGAGAACUGGCAGUCAGGGUGAAGGCUCAGCUCUCUCCAGCCCAUGCAGCACCACUGAGACAUACAGCAGCAAUCAGCAGCCUUCCUCAUCUACCCUUGUCUUGGACAUCGAGGCUGGCUGUCCGUCAGCGGUUGCUCCUUCCUCACCCGAAUCCAACAACUCACCAGAUCUUCAGCGGGCCCGUGAGAAAGAAAUUCGAACAGAAUCUUUCGUGUGUGAUGAUGACAGAUGUACGGCCAAGGUGGCACGAACACAAAACGAGUCGUCACUUCCGUACUCACGUCCCCAAAUUCAAAUCCAGUGCGCCGUCUCAUUGCAACGUGGAGGCCAGCACCCCCACCUCUCGGCGCCUCAGACUCUUGAAAACAUAGCUGCCAUCGAAAUGGAGUCUGGUGGAAGAGCAUAUUCCCCUAUAGUCUUAGGAACUGAGGACAAUAAUGGUGACAAUGCACAAGUCAAAGUGGAGGCCAUUGUUAUUUCUGAUGAGGAGCAGGACGAGGAAAAAGAGAACUGCAAAGAAAGCGAGCCGGUGAUGGACGACGACUUUGACAUUCCGGAUGAGGAGCUGAACACACACACCUCCCGCCAAAUGACGUCCGACUACGCCUCCCCUCACUCCCCUUCAUCGUCGUCUUCGUUGGCCGCUUCAUUACUCCCUCCACCGUCCACGACACAGCAACACUCGGACCACUCUGCCUUUUUAACAGACUUUCAGGACACCAUGGGGGGCAUCGUGGAGGAUGUCCCGACGUGCUGCGUCUGUGGCAAAACCUUCUCGUGCACAUACACGCUAAGGCGUCACGCCAUCGUGCACACAAGGGAGCGCCCCUACGAGUGCCGCUUCUGCUACCGUAGUUAUACCCAGUCCGGAGAUCUCUAUCGACACAUUCGCAAGGCUCACGACCAAACACUGCCACCCAAACGCAGCAAGACUGAUAUGGAGCACAUGCCAAUGCCACAACCGCCACCACCCCCGCUGAGCUAGCAGGCAGUUGUUGAGUUUUUAUACCACUUGUACUAUAAACUGUCCUGGGGAGCUGGAGUCUAUCCCAGCUGACAUGGAGUGAGAGGCAGGGUAAAACCCGGGACUGGUCACAAGUCAAGCACAGGACACAUUUAGAGACAGACAACCUUUCACACUCAUUUGCACUGUCCCUGAGUGGCAACUGAACUCACACUGCCAGCCAACCGCUUCACCAUCACUGACUCAGCUAACAAACAGACCUUCCAAAUUAAGGCUGAAGAUUUUGGAAAAUAAUCAAAUUGCAAAGGUUUCUUUUUGCAAUAUGCAAAAUUAUAAUACGCAAUUGUUUUUUCAAUGUUCUUUCCCCAUGUGUUUUUUAAUUAACACAUACAAUAAUCUAUAUUAGCGGAACAAUGAAUGAUAUAAAUUUAUAAUACGGUACAUUAAUCUUUUGGUGUUAGAUUCGGCUUACAUACUGUACAGACAAAUGAAAUAUGAAUUGAUACGAAAGACAGGUGCUUGGAAUAACAACCAACAUCUCCAUGCAGAAGAACCCGUUACUGCUUAGAUCUUACACAGGACCCUCAAACUCGCAGGCACAGGACCUGAGUUCAAAGGAAAUAUCACCGAGGUGGGUAAGGAAUUUUUUUUUUUUCUACCGACCAACCGAAAAUAAGCAGAGGUUUUUUUUUUUACCCUUCAAAAUUAAUUACAUCCUUUGUUAUGUGAAAUUUGCACUCAACUACAUUGUGAUGUUGUUUAUAAUUUGAUUAUUUGUUCAGCCCUUCUCCAAAUUAGUAACCAAGUCAAAUGAACCCCGAAAUCCAUUUUGUGUCUAAGAUCUGAUCGGAGUUACCAAGGGCAAAAAAAAUUAA